AGCUAUCAACUUGUCCAGCAAUGGCCGAAAACAAUACGUCCUGGAACCACACUAACAACACAAAUGGCAAUGGUCCUGCGCCACCAGGCCCUCCAAUGCAAGAGAUGACCGCAGAAGAUGUUGCCGCUAAUGUCUUCUUUUGUAUCUUGGCCGUCAUGAUAGUCUUUGGUAACGCUCUUGUGAUUGGUGCAUUCCGAGUGAAUAGGAGACUGCGCACAACCACUAAUCUGCUGUUGAUGUCGUUGGCAGUGGCGGACAUGCUUAUUGGAUCAAUUUCAGUGCCAUUGUGGGUGUACAUAUCGAUAACUUACAGUUUUAGAGGAAAUCUUUACAAGUUUUAUAUGAUCUUCGACGCUAUUUGUGGGGUGUCGUCGAUUCUGAAUCUCACAGCCAUAAGUUUGGAGAGAUCUUAUGCCUUGCUAAGUCCAAUAAGUCACCGGAACAUCAGUAAACGUAAGUACCUUGAGAUUACAGUUAGGAACUAACCAAAUCCAAACUGAAGCUUUAGAAAUGUUGCUGCAAAAGUUUUCAUAGGAAGUACAAAAGUUGCACCUAAUGCAGUUAGCCUAAUUUCAGUUCUGGUAAAUGGUUUAGCCUAGCCUUCAAAUUUUUCAUUCCAAAAAAAAGAAGGCUUAGCACACUUUCAUAUUCUUUUAUUCUGUUUCGGUUACCUCUUCUGAAGUUCAAUCGUUCUAAAUUAGCAAAAUGUUUCUUAUUUUUGAGUCAAACAAACGUUCAUUGUUUGCGUUAACUUCACUUUCAGAAAAUGUUACCAUGAAGUGUUACCGCAUGCGAAUAAACGACACCUCGCAUGAACAAUAAAAGAGUCUAUGUAAUCUUGAAAGGAGCGAGUUAUAUUUAAAUAAUUUUCUCCAAGUUGUGAGUAAGAUUUCUUCAAUGUAAUCGUUAUUUGUUGAAACGGCGCAACUAGAGAACAAAUGACGAAAAAUCCUGAACCUUCUCUGACCUUUCCGUUCAUCUGCUUACAGGUUGGAUCUUGGCCAUCAUCUUUUUUGCCUGGGCUUUAGCGAUAUUUGCUGGUUUGAUGUCAGAAAUAAAGGCUUUCAAGAAAUUUUUGGGUAUCAUUGUAACAGCAGUAUUUUUUUUUGUACCCCUGGCUAUUAUUCUGGGAGCCUAUGGAACCAUCUUUCACAUAGCCAGGGCGCAUGCCCGUGGAGUUGGGAAAAGCUCUUUUAAAAAGGUAAUGGGAUUUCUGUAUUUAAUUUUUUUUUUAUUAGAUCAAAAGCGAAGUUGGCUCUGAGCAGCCAUAUUCCUUUUUGCAGCUUUGAUUAAAAAAACAAAAACUUCGUUUUAGUGCCAAAAUGAAAGGGCACGGAUUUUAUUUUACAGUUUUUAGCGUCAAACCCAAAAAUGAACGAUAUUUUUCGUCGGUUAUAUGCAAUGCCUCAACGUUUAAAUUGGGAGAAAAUCUUUUCAAAUUUGUAAAGCUUUGUCUAUCUUCAAAAAGAAAUUGGGUUAAGAAGUGCCUGUGCGUGCUGAAUUUCCCGAUGCUAUUUUUUAUUGGUCUUGAUUCGCUCUAAAUGUUUCACAUCACAACUUAUUAACAAAUACGAAGGGUCAGAGGCUCGUUUUUCUAUAGUUUCCUCCCCUUAACAGUAUUUGGCCUCUUUUAACAGAAGUCAGCUUGGAAAGGUAAUUUUUCUCUCUUUAACUCUAAAUAGAUAGAUGUUUUAAUUCUUGGUAGAUAAUGAAGAAAUAAGUAGUGUGGAACAAAUCUUUCAAAUGUACAAAUCCGUUUUCCACCACUGAGGGAUCGAGUAAUUACGUUCAAUGGCUGUUACUGCUAAAUAAUCAAGUGAAAUUUGAGAAGAGGUUGCCGCUUCCCCCAGCUCAAAGAAAUCAGGGGAGCACCCUCUCCUGAAGUUUUGGAACGGGGGACGAAUGUACAAAGGGAGCACAAUCGAAACUUGUGUGGGAUUAUCAUUCCUGAAAUUAAGGAAGAGAGAGAAAAAAAGACAAAGUAUUUCUAUUUUUUGAUCUGCGAAAAUGCAGUCCUAUGCAACGAUUACUCAGUUGCCAGAAAAAUUACUUUAACCUGUUGACCUGAUGUUUAACCAAACUGUAGAGUAAUCUAGAACUGCAAUCUUGGUAGCCAAGUAAUUUCAUUUUGCCUUAUUUUUAGGAUCUGCGUAUCGCUACAACUGUCGCUGUGGUCAUCGGCCUUUUUGUCAUUUGCUGGACGCCAUUUUUCGCGCUCAAUUUUGCGUUUUCAGUUUGUGGCAACAUAAUGUUCAAAACAGCUGGAUGCAAAGGCCUCCUGGUACUACCACAAAUUAUUCUAAACAUCAAUAAAUGGUUACAAUAUGGAAAUUCCGUUUGUAACCCCAUAAUCUAUGGUCUACGCAAUAAAGACUUCCGACGAGCGUUCCGAAAAAUUUUACUGAGUCUUUGCUGCAAAAAGGUCCCGAUAUCAGACUACAGUAAGAGCGCGUAUGGACGCACUGUGCGAAGCACCUAUCUUCAGCGCGACUCAAGCAUUGAAAACUCACGAUCUGUCAUCGUACCACCGCACACAAACGGCUCGGGAAUGUUUGAUACAAGAGGAAGCUACCGUAGAGCGAUUCAGAGUGGUCGCACUAAACCUAUCAAGCUCAAAUUCACAAAGAAGACUCUAACGGAUGGUUUGUUGUCGUUAAACGUGGAUGCAUUCCACAGCCUUUCUUCUGGCGACUUAACUUUGUCUGGCACCCUUUUGAGCACUCCAUCAAGUUCUCCAGCUGAGCUUUGUAACCCCGCCUUCGAGGAAGAUCAGACGGAAAAUGGUAUCCUUCCGAUUGACCAAGCCAUGCCACAACGGGGCUUCGGUGAAAAGCUGUCAGGAUCGAAUCAUUCUUUAAAUAAAAGUGCUCCAAACGGUACCCUGAAGAAUAGAAAAACCCGUGUUCAUUUUACACCUUCGGACAGUGAUGAAAAGGACGAGGUUGAAAACCAAACCGUGUCUACCCUGGCACCUUUUGAAAGACAACGUUCUCUCUCAGAAAUAUUCGUUCGACCCAAUGGUGAAACAGACAGUCUUAAGCGGAAAUUACGGUCAUCGUUUUCUUAG
This is a messenger RNA of Pocillopora meandrina, 3067 nucleotides long. The record is from the annotation of a GenBank genome assembly. Lineage: Eukaryota; Metazoa; Cnidaria; Anthozoa; Scleractinia; Pocilloporidae.